Messenger RNA from Condylostylus longicornis, 2255 nucleotides. Its product is annotated as 3,4-dihydroxyphenylacetaldehyde synthase 2-like. Lineage: Eukaryota; Metazoa; Arthropoda; Insecta; Diptera; Dolichopodidae. The transcript has 3 exons. Gene Ontology annotation, molecular function: aromatic-L-amino-acid decarboxylase activity; pyridoxal phosphate binding. The record is from RefSeq and is a predicted model, not a curated record. Gene Ontology annotation, biological process: catecholamine metabolic process; amino acid metabolic process. The coding region runs from base 383 to 1936 and encodes 517 amino acids.
CUUCUUUUUGGUGCCCUAAAGUUUGGUUUUGUUUAUUAACAAAGAUCUUGAUCUUGAACUUAAAUAAUAUAUAAGAAAAAAUAACGCAAUCAAAAAGCUGAUAAAUAGUAUUCCAAAAUUUUCUCUUUAACUUUUCAAUUCUAUUAUUAACGCGUAUUUGAAAAGCGAUAAUUUAUUAUAGUGACAAUUUAUUUAUAUUGAUGAAUUGAAAAAUGGUAGAUUGGUGAUGUAAAAAUAUUCUAUUGUCUUGUGUAAAUAAAAGAAAACUUAAGUUAAAAAUAUUUUGUAUUAAAUAACAGAAACAAAAAAAAGGAAUUAAUAAAAAAGUGAAAUUUUUGGUUCCCACAAAAGUGAACAAUAAAUAAAAUUCAAAAUUGUAGUGAUGGAUCCAAAUGAAUUUCGUGAAUUUGGUAAAGCAACAGUUGAUUUUAUAGCUGAUUAUUUAGAAAAUAUAAGAGAUCGUGAUGUUUUGCCAUCCGUUUCACCCGGAUAUUUACAUGAUUUAUUGCCAACAGAAGUACCAGAGAAUGCAGAAAACUGGAAAGAUGUUCUAAAAGAUAUUGAGAAAUUUAUAAUUCCUGGCAUAACACAUUGGCAGUCACCAAAUUUUCAUGCAUAUUAUCCAACAGCAACAUCUUUUCCAUCAGUUGUAGGGGAAAUGUUAUCAGCCGGCUUUGGUGUAGUCGGAUUUAGUUGGAUAUGUAGUCCAGCAUGUACAGAAUUGGAAUCAAUUGUAAUGGAUUGGGUUGGAAGAUUUUUAAACUUACCAGAAAAAUUUUUAAAUACAGCUGAUGGUCCUGGUGGUGGUGUAAUUCAAGGAUCAGCAAGUGAAGCAAUUUUAGUUGCUAUAUUGGCAGCACGUGAAAAAUCUAUUAAAAAAAUUCAAAUUCAAAACCCUGAUUUGACUGAAGGUGAAAUUAGAGCAAAACUAAUCGCAUAUUCAAGUGAUCAAAGUAAUAGUUGCGUUGAAAAAGCAGGUUUAUUAGCUGCUGUACCAGUACGUUUGUUACCAACCGGAGACGAUUUAAUUUUAACUGGUGAUAUUAUCAGAAAAGCAAUUGAAGAAGAUCUUGAAAAUGGUAAAAUUCCUAUAAUUUGUAUAGCAACAUUAGGAACUACCGGUACAUGCGCUUAUGAUGAUAUUGUUAGUUUAUCAAAAAUCUGUGAAGAACAUGAUAUUUGGUUACAUGUUGAUGCUGCAUAUGCGGCUGCUACAUUGAUACUUCCAGAAUUUAAAUUUCCGUAUAAAGAAGGUUUAGAAACGGUUGAUUCAAUUAAUUACAAUUUACAUAAAUCUAUGAUGGUAAACUUUGAUUGUUGUGGAAUGUGGUUGAAAAAUGCAGGUGAUAUUGUUGACAAUUUUAAUGUUGAUCGAAUCUAUUUAAAACAUUCAUUUGAAAAUCAAUCUAAGAAGGCACCAGAUUAUCGACAUUGGCAAAUACCAUUAGGUAGACGUUUUAGAGCUCUUAAAGUUUGGAUUACACUUAGAACAAUUGGUGCAGAAGGAAUUCGAAAUAGUGUACGAAAACGCAUUAAAUUGGCUGAAUAUUUUGAAAAGUUAAUAAUGAAAGAUUCACGUUUUGAAAUUGUAGCAGAACGUACUUUUGGUUUGGUUUGUUUUAAAUUGAAAGGUGAAAACGAUUUGAAUAAGAAACUGUUAGAUAAAUUAAUGGAAAGAAAAAAAAUUUAUUUAAUACAAGCACAGCAUCGUGGUGAAAGUUUUCUAAGAUUUGUAAUAUGUGGAUUCGAUCCACAGGAAAAAGACAUAGAUUUUGCUUGGAACGAAAUAAAAGAGCAAACAGAUUUAUUACUUGCAUCGCAUCCACGGUACACAGAAAUUGAAUGCAGACCCAACGAUGAAAAAAUUAUCAACGAGAUUUCAAAAAGCUUACAAAAACAUUUAUUGAUUGAAAAUGGUGGGAAAGGGAAGCAGUAAAUGUUACGUGUUUUUUUUUUCCUUUGAUAUUUUUUAUUAAAUUAUUUACGUUCCAGACAUAACAUAGACAUUUCUAACUACUAAAAAUUAUCGUGAAUAUUUUUAUUAGGUUUUGAUUGGAAGUAAAUAUUGAAUUAAGUAUUGGAGUAUGAAUAAUUUUAAAAUUUUAAAGAAAAUUUAGCAAAGUAUUUAUAAUUUAGCGGAUAUUUCUGAAAAGGUUGAAUUCGAAAAAUUAAACACAUUGUUAUUAUAAGUAAUCAAAUAGUUAGAUCAUCAAAACCUGUUGAAAUUUCGAAUAAUUUUUUACAUGAAAAGUUUC